GAUCGCUUGGAAGUUGGCUUCCGGAAAUCCGUCUAGAUCUGAAGUUUCAAUUACACCAGCGAUUUAUUUUUCAUCUAAACAUCUUCAUUAUGUAAUUUCGUGGGUUUUUCUUUUUGCUACUGAACCCUAACUUUCUUCUAGCUCUGAGGAAAGGUUUUCGUUUGCGGAAACUCUAUUGCAUUAUAAUCAAUCUGCAACAUUUUGAAUUCGCUCGUUGCAUCAUGUCACAAAGCUAAAGUCUGUAAUUCCUCCAGUGCUGGAAGAGGAGGCUUUGGUUCUGCUACCACGUGCCUUUGAUUCUCCUCAGAUGUUUUUGAGCCCAUCUUUGGAGAAGUUGAAAGUUUGGCUAUUAGUUGAUUUACUUGUUGGAUUUUGGAGCUCUAAAGAAGUAUGAGGAAAAAUGGCAGUGCCCACUCUGGAAGGCCUUUUAGUGAUAGAAGAUGGCUUCUUCCAUUCUUAGCAAGCUUGUUGGUUUCUGUUACUUUACUUUUGGCAACAUUAUCCGGGCUUUUCUCCCCUCAUUAUAGUGAGGAUUCUAUGACUCCAGAUAUUGUAUUGUUCACUGGUAUGGAUAAUUCUGAUUGGAAUUCGAUUGAUUUGGAAAAUAGUAAGGAUGUAGAGAGGCAUUCUCUUGUGGAAAUUGAAGCACCGCGGAUAGCUUAUCUUCUAACUGGAACGAAGGGUGACAGUCAAAGAAUGAGGAGGACACUACAAGCUAUAUAUCAUCCAAGAAAUCAGUAUAUUCUUCAUCUAGAUCUUGAAGCUCCACCGAGGGAAAGGAUUGAGUUGGCAAUGUAUGUUAAAGGUGAUUCAGUGUUCAGUGUGAUCGACAAUGUGCGCGUUAUUGCAAAAGGAAAUCUAGUGACUUACAGGGGUCCGACGAUGAUUGCAUGUACUCUUCAUGCCAUUGCAAUCUUAUUGAAAGAGAACUUGAAAUGGGAUUGGUUCAUCAACCUUAGUGCUUCUGAUUAUCCUCUAAUGACACAAGAUGACAUACUCCAUGUUUUUUCUUCUGUACCUAGAGACCUCAAUUUUAUUGAACACUCUCAGAGCACAGGCUGGAAAGUGAACCAGAGAGCAAAGCCAAUCAUCAUUGAUCCUGGGUUGUACUUGUCAAAGAAGUUUGAUGUUGUUGUCACUAGUGAACGGCGAGAGUUACCGACAUCUUUCAAAUUGUUCACAGGAUCUGCAUGGGUGAUGCUUUCCAGGGCCUUCCUCGAGUAUUGCAUCUGGGGUUGGGAAAGCCUUCCUAGAACCAUCCUCAUGUACUACGUCAACUUCAUCUCCUCUCCUGAAGGUUAUUUUCAUACUGUCAUCUGCAAUUCCGACGACUUCCGUAACACUACCGUCGGCCACGACCUUCAUUACAUUGCUUGGGACAACCCUCCAAAGCAGCACCCCCGCACUCUCUCCAGAAAGGAUUUUAAUGACAUGGUGAAGAGUGGUGCCCCCUUUGCUAGAAAAUUUCCCAAGGAUGAUCCGGUCCUCGACAAGAUUGAUCAUGAGCUUCUCGGACGAUCUGAAGGGAAGUUCACUCCAGGUGCAUGGUGCAGUGGCAAUGGAGAUGAUGGAGAGGAUCCUUGCUUAUCAAGGGGAAAUGAUUCAUUUUUUCAGCCUGGACCAGGUUCUGAGAGGUUAAGGGAGUUGAUAAAUAAGAUAACAUCAAAAGAAUUUAGAAGUGGGAGUUGCUCUUCCCUGCGAUAUGAUCAGAGUAAGAGGCAAUGGUCUGGUACUUGAUAUUCUCUGAAGGAACUUACAGUUUUGUUACAGCAUUGAAGAUGAAGGAAAGAUGAUGGGAUCUCAUUGGACCAAGAGACGUUGCAAUGAGGAAGUAUCAUGGUGGGACGAGGAAGUUGUGAUGGGAUCUUCAUGAAAAGAGUCAUGAGAAGAUCUCGUCGGGAAGGUUUGCAGCAGGAUGAGGUUGGGGAUGGGGAUUUAAGAGCCUGGCGGCGUGUGCGGUGGGAAAGGGUGAUGGGAUUGGCUGCGGCAAUGGAGAAGAUAAGAAGGGUGUUACUUUUAUGUUAUUUAAAACAUUAGCCGUUAUGUGGUUAAAUAUUGUAUUUAAGUCUAAAAUGUGUAAAUGAGAGUUUUACAUGUUAUGUAUGAAAA
Messenger RNA from Dendrobium catenatum, 2109 nucleotides. Its product is annotated as beta-glucuronosyltransferase GlcAT14B-like. NCBI's taxonomy places the organism in Eukaryota, Viridiplantae, Streptophyta, Magnoliopsida, Asparagales, Orchidaceae. Gene Ontology annotation, molecular function: glucuronosyltransferase activity. Gene Ontology annotation, cellular component: membrane. The transcript has 5 exons. The record is from RefSeq and is a predicted model, not a curated record. The coding region runs from base 391 to 1737 and encodes 448 amino acids.